This is a messenger RNA of Gasterosteus aculeatus aculeatus (three-spined stickleback), 1433 nucleotides long. The record is from RefSeq and is a predicted model, not a curated record. Lineage: Eukaryota; Metazoa; Chordata; Actinopteri; Perciformes; Gasterosteidae.
ACGUGCGUCCAAGGGGCUCUUCACUUGGCGGGACGAGCACAGGCAUCGGCAGCAGACGGAAUCCAAGAAAGCAACUUUACCACCUCGAAGUGGAAUGAUUCUUGUGGUGUGAGGAUGCUGUGGAAGUCCCUGGAGGCCUGUAAAGACUUGGUUGAUGAAAUGCAGAAGAGAACACCAAAUGGACCUCUUGUGAAACAGAAGAUGGAUCAGACGUUUGCUCUGAGAAGAAAAGAGGUAGUGGAGUCGGAACCUGCCAUAAGCACGAUGGUCUUCAUGGAGUUCAGCAGGAUUGUGGGCAAGAACCUCAAGACGGAAUUCUAUGAGAGCAUCGACCGGCACAGUCAUCGUCUCCUCGAGUUAUUUGGAUCCAAGAGAGGGAAUGUUGGACAGACCAAUACUACAGAGCCAACUGAGUGUCAGAGGGCUUCCUAUCAUCCUGGGGACAACCCCACAGACUUCUUCAAAGGAGGCUUUGAAUCUGACGAUGAGGAUUCUUUUUGUGACCCAGACAUUGGGAUACUUCUUAUUGAGCGUAAAGGUGCUGUGCUCACAUCCUCCCAGCAUCUCAGUCCAGCCUCGUUGGAAAUCAUCAUUGAGGGAGAAGUCGUGAUGGACAACAUUCAAGAUCUGCCAAAAGCAAUGUGCAUUCUGUUUGGACUCAUGUAUGCACUCCAUCUUAACUACCCCAAGACUAUGAAGCUCACAUUUCAGUUCAUCCAACAGGUAUUGCUCUUGUUAGGCCACACUGACCUAAAGCCAAAGCUACAGACUUUGAAAAAUCAGCUCGCAAUGUAAAGAGAUGUCAAGUCUACUUUUAAGAAACUGUUGACUAUUUUUUUUUUCUUACCUGUGGGGUUAACCUUCUUAUUUUCUGUAAAACAGGUGGACAAACAGACGCAUAAAACGCACACACACACACACACACAGACACAUACAACACCCACAAACAAAACUGACACACCUAUACACAUAUUUUGUGGGAAGCGUGCCAAAGGAUGUGACUUGUGUGACAAUUUAAACUGAGCGGAGUUGUAGCGGAAAGACAUAGGAGAUUGUUAUAUUAUAUACAUGUUUCAGUUCUUCAUCAGUCUAUGUAGAUGGAAUUAGAUAUUGUUCUGAUAUGAUAGUCUGUUGGUUCAUGCUCUGGCCUCCCUUCAUUGAGGCAGAUGAAACAGAUCCUUUUUGUGAUUAGCUGUGUUUGGCCAUUUUUCUUAAAAGUAAAAUGCAUUGGAGCAUUUACAGGUGUUUCUGUUUUUUUUAUCCAAUUUAAUUGAAACAAUGUUUAAUAACGUAUUUAAAAACCAAUCAAAAGCAAAUUAAAUUAGAGGAAAAUACAAUAAUUGUGUUAAAUGAUGAGUAGCAAUAACAAGUCAUAAUAGCUAGUUUUAUCUAAUGAUUUUGAGUACACACUACUAAUAAAUAUAAAUACUAAA